AGAAACCUGAAUACAUGCGCGUACAGAGGCACCAGAGCCAGAGAAGAGAGUCGAGUGGCUUGAGGGUGCGGUAGCCCAAAGCCGAAACUCAUUUGUGGCUGCGGCGGUAGCCAACUAGCCAGCCAGGUUACCACUUCCUUCCUGCGAGUGGUGAUAUCAGACAAAAACACUCGCCCACAAAUCCAGGCUGAAAAAUUGGUAAGAAGGCAUGUUCCUUCUUCUCCUUCCAUCGAAAUCACAGUCACUCACACUUCCUUAGAAAAACAGAUUUCUAUACUCUUCCUCUCUCUCUCUCUCUCUCUCUGCAAGUUACUUUGUCCCUUUCUCUAUUUCCUGUUCUCACCACCUGAAUUGCCCUUUACUCAACCCUUCCACAUUUUAAGUUUCUCUCCGCACUCUCUCCAUCUAGAUCUGCCAACUCAAGAACUCAUCUGAAUUUGGUCCAUGAUUGAUUAGUAUGUAAUGCCAAAUACCCUUUUUUCAGAUCUAAAGAUAAUUAUCGAUUAAUGGUUUCUUUUUUGGGUUUCUGCUAAUCCUGGAGAGAGAAAGAUGGGAUCCAGUGGAAGCAAGGCCUUUAAUAACAGUGGCGCAUCAUCAUCAAGUGGACGGAAGGGGAGAUGUAAAGGGAGUAGGGUUUUCCAGUCUUCUUGCCUUGGGGGAGCUCCUUCUAAUGAUAAUACCAAAAUGUGUCAUCGUAAUAGCAAAGAAAAUAUAGGCAAUGCAUCACCUAGCGGCCAGACUGGAACCCUGUUAGGUCAGGUUAAAAUUGAUUGUAGAAAGGUAAAAGUUAAGCAGUCUGAAGAAAGUUGUGUAUCUUCUAGUGCUGGGCUAGAUGAGUGCAGCCAAGCAAGUAUCACAAAUAGAGCCUGCAGGAUAGGUAGCAGCUCUGCUCGAGCUGCUUCUAUUCCAUCCUUGACUUCUCAAAGUAGCUUUCUUUCUCGCUUUAGCUUCAUUCCUGGUAAUAUGAGCUUUAGACUAAACAGAGCAACCAGUUUAGGGUCAUCCAGGGCUUAUCGUAUCCCGUCUACAAGUCUCCAAAUGCUCAAUGAUGAAGAAGAGAUUCAGCAUCCAAGAUCAGCCAACAACACUGAUGGAAGUGAAACUCAACAAAUUAGUGAUUUGCAACCUACAACUCACUCACAACAUCAUGUAGACACUUCUGCUAAUGUACAUCUGCACAAUCGGGCAUCUAAUUUCUUGGACAAUAAUGGAAGCAUUCAGACAACUUCUUCUGUUCAUGGAGCAUGCAGAGAUGGGGAUGACAUCAAGGUGGGGAAUGAUGGAACCUCACGUUCUCCAAGAAUUUAUAGUGAUUCAGAUAGUUUUGAGACUAGAAUUUCAGACAGACGAAUUGGUGCACAAGAGCCCAUUGAACAUAAUGUUUGUUUUAGCCGUACCCUAAGUGUUGGAAGACUUCGAGACAGAGUUCUCCGUCGAUCACCACCAUCAGACAUUACAAUUUGUCCUUUGCAACAAGAGAGAGACUUAAGAGAUGCCACUCACGUUAGUGGGGGACAAGCAUUGGGUAGUGAAAUAAGGAUAUCAGAAUCCGAAGGUGAUGCUCUUAACCCUCCAACUACAUCUGGUUAUCCUCCUGUCUCCUCUAGCUCCAUGUUCAGUGUUCAUGAUCAUGAGCUGGAAACUACACGGUCAAGAGACACUAGGUAUCAUGACCUACUGGAACAUAGGUCAAAUUUCCUUGAGCGAAGGAGGAGAAUAAGAUCUCAGGUUCGUGCUCUUCAGCGGCUUGGAAGCCGUUUUGAGAACCUGUCUGGACAUGAGAGGUCAUGCAUAUUAUCUGGUCACCAUAGAACUGGACGUUGUACAUGUCGUACGACUAAUCGAGAUGCCAAUUUAAAUGAUGAUACAAGUGCUAGAGCGAGCAUAUCAAGAAUUGUCAUGUUAGCUGAAGCUCUGUUUGAGGUUCUGGAUGAAAUUCACCAACAAUCUGUGGUGCUAUCCUCUCAGCCUUCGUUGUCUUCGCUUGGAUCUGUACCUGCACCUAAUGAAGUAGUGGAGUCUUUGCCAGUUGAAUUAUAUACCAAGUUGCAAAAACAUCAGAGUGAGGAGGCAGCUCAAUGCUAUAUAUGCCUUGUGGAGUACGAGGAAGGGGACAGUAUGCGGAUAUUGCCUUGUCAUCAUGAAUUUCACAGGACAUGUAUAGACAAGUGGCUUAAGGAGAUUCACAGGGUAUGUCCACUUUGUCGUGGGGAUGUAUGUAGAUCUGAUUCAUUGCCGGCAGAAAACUAAGGUGGCCAGAUUGCAGUCUGUCUGUUCAUCAUUUACAGAACUCUUUCAUUUAUUUUAGUUCUCCAGCAAGAAAGAAGGUGAAUUCAAAAAUUUACCUGAAAUCUUGACCAUUUCCACCAGGAUACCUAUUGCAGUCUCCCAUUCCAACAUAGCCUGUUAAAAAAUAUCAGCACCCUGCUGAUGAACGAAGUCAGUCAGAACUGUGGCCGAGGAGUUUUGCGGCCUUCUUUUCCGGGAGGGAGAACACGUGUUGAUGAUUAGACUUUCUUGAUUUGUUCUAUUUUUUUUUCAAUGUAAAAUCUUUAAAUAGUAUCUUAUGCAGGAAGAAAAGAAGGGUCUUCUCA
Molecule: messenger RNA, 2594 nt
Organism: Ricinus communis (castor bean)
Lineage: Eukaryota; Viridiplantae; Streptophyta; Magnoliopsida; Malpighiales; Euphorbiaceae
Product: E3 ubiquitin-protein ligase MBR2
Exons: 6
Coding region: 550-2250 (566 amino acids)
Source: RefSeq, a predicted model, not a curated record